Messenger RNA from Emys orbicularis (European pond turtle), 934 nucleotides. RefSeq names its product ybeY metalloendoribonuclease (gene YBEY). Gene Ontology annotation, biological process: rRNA processing. Bases 249 to 746 code for a protein of 165 amino acids. The transcript has 5 exons. Lineage: Eukaryota; Metazoa; Chordata; Testudines; Emydidae. Gene Ontology annotation, molecular function: metalloendopeptidase activity. The record is from RefSeq and is a predicted model, not a curated record.
GCCGAGGUGGGGAGGGGGCAAUGGGUCCUGUCGUUAACGAUUACAUCACAAUGGAUGUGCCCAAAGGGGCGGAGUGAAAGUUGCCCAGACAACCUUCAUGUUGGCAUCUCCUAACUUGAGCGGGCCCGAGUUUACAACUUCUUCGUGUUUUGACCAUCAUGUUUUGCUUGUGUGAUUUUAUAUACUGCUAUGCUGUCCCCUCUUCUUUGCUUCCUUUCGAAGGGCCCCCUUGAAUAGUUUCUAAUGAGAUGAGUUUAGUCAUUCGAAAUCUGCAGAAAGUCAUCCCCCUCAGGCGAAUUCCACUUCGCAGAAGAAUAGAAAUCCUUCAGAAGAUUUUGGACGUGCAGCAGUUCGACCUGGGCGUUAUCUGUGUUAAUAACAGAAACAUUCAACUUCUCAAUAGCACCUACAGGCAAAAAAAUGUCCCCACUGAUGUGCUUUCCUUCCCUUUUCAUGAGAAUCUGAAAGCAGGUGAGCUGCCUCAGCCUAGUUUUCGAGACGAAUACAAUCUCGGUGAUGUUUUCCUAGGAGUAGAGUAUAUCUAUCAACAGUGCCAAGAAAAUGGGGAGGAUUACUACAGCAUUCUUACAGUGACUGCAGCUCAUGGACUGUGCCAUUUGCUGGGAUACCAGCACAACACAGAAGCGGAGUGGGAGCAGAUGUAUCAGAAGGAAAAACAAAUUCUUGAGGAGCUAAAUGGAAUCACCGGUGCAAACCUCCAGCCACUGACUAAAAACCAUUUCUGAUCACGUCGCAAAAAAAAGAAAGAAGACCCAGAAAAAUAAAUCCUUAUUCUACUAAGAAACCAAGUAGCAUGGAUACAACUAACUUAAGUAUUAAGUGAUUUAUUUAACAGAUAUCUAUGUUAACUUCAUAUAGUGUCAACAGAAUGCCUUACAUUGUAGUGUGUAAUAAAAUUCAGCCAAACAGCUUA